Anolis sagrei ordinatus is the source of this 2383-nucleotide messenger RNA. It is a transcript of the gene RCCD1, whose product is annotated as RCC1 domain containing 1. The record is from RefSeq and is a predicted model, not a curated record. Lineage: Eukaryota; Metazoa; Chordata; Lepidosauria; Squamata; Anolidae.
GAGUGCGUCACGCAGUGGCCCCGCCCCCACUUCCGGCAAGAUGGCGGCCCCCUGGAAGGGUGCGUGGUUCCGCUUUGGGUUCGGCUGGGAAGCAUGGCAAGGCCCGGAGGCGACGCUGGAACCGCAGCCGCUGGGGCAGGAGGAAGAAGGGGCCGUGCUGCGCGUGAGGCCCGGGUGGAGCCUGGUGGCCCUUACCGCCGCGGAGGGUUCGGUGGAGCUGCGCGGAUUCGGCGGCGGCGCCUCACUCCAGCUCCCGGGCGACUGCGUGGCGGCACUUCCGGGAGAGGGCCACGUGGUGUUGGCGCGCAAGGCGGCCCUGGAGGCGUGGGCGGUGAGGGGAGCCGGGAAGGGGCGCCGCCUGGAGCUGGACCCGCACUGGAGGAGGCCCCUCGCGCCCACAGAAGCCCUGGGCCUUGCCCGCCAGGAGAGACAAGGCGGUGGGCUGCCUCUGGUCCCCGGGGGCUUCGUGGUGCCACGACCACCCUUCUUCCACUCGCUUCCAGCCUCCCUUCGUGCUCGGCACCUGGUCUUGGGCCACGAACACGUGCUGCUCCUGGAUGAGGCCGGGACCCUCUUCUCCUGGGGCAGCGGGAGGCAUGGUCAGCUGGGCCACGGGGACCUGGAAAGCCGGCUGGAGCCCCAGGCGGUGGAGGCCCUUCAGGGAGUGGCCCUAAAGGAAGUGGCGGCCGGAGGCUGGCACUCAGCUGCCGUCAGUGAGGCAGGCGACUUGUACCUCUGGGGCUGGAAUGAGUCUGGCCAGCUGGGUCUGCCCUCCAAGGCCGCGGCCGAGAGCCAAAGGGCUGCAAGGGACACAGAUAGCACAGGACUCUCUUCAGGGGAUGCGCAGCCACGGGGCCCCCCCGGAGCAGACUUCAUCUCCAUCCAGGCCUUCCCGGCACUGCUGGACCUGCCCCAGGAAGCGGAGGCCCUGAAGGCCGGCUGCGGAUCCAGGCACACAGCCGUCGUGACACGGACAGGCGAGCUGUACACCUGGGGAUGGGGUCAGUAUGGGCAGCUGGGCCAUGGGGACACAGCCAGCUUGGACCAGCCGAGGAGAGUGGACCGCUUUGUGGAGUGGGGCCUUUCCGUGUUGGACGUCACCUGCGGGCCGUGGGCCACCUUCGUUCAGGUCAGGAGGCCAGAAGAGGACCAGGGGCUGUCCGGAGCACAGGCCGAGCACUGACUGCUCCAGGAGCUGCCUGGCCCAAGGACCCUGGAUAUCACUAGAGCAAAAAGGACCCAUUUUUAUUUACAGAGACAUGAAUACAGGAAACAUAAUAUAUAUUUAUUUAUUUAUAUUUUUUUGAUGAACAGAGCCAUCUCAGUAUAUUUUUACGAAGAGCAAAAURGUGAAGGGAAAAACAGGAGUCGAAUACUCAUUCCUUGUAGGAAAUCACUUCCUUUUUGGCCAGCAGGAUGUUGGCAAAGAAGCAAGCUCCCCUGCCAAAGCAAAUAAAAGGGGGGGGGGGGCUAAAUUGCUAUUUACAGCAGCAGCUAAACAAAAACUGGAACGUGCGUUUGCAGAAAUAAAUAAUACAGGACUGUAGUGAAACCAAGGUGCAAAUUUAGCCAUGAUAAAUGGUUCCAGGACCCCCUUGACGCCCGCCUCCUUUUCCCCCCAAGAGAAAGAGGGAGGCUUUGUCUUCCUUGCCCUUUGCCAGCUUCCAUUCCUAAGCAGCCUUUCCCUCCUCAUCCAAGCAGGAGCCCUUUACCCUCCCCUUGUUUUGGCUGCUUCUAAGGUCAGCCUACCUUGGAAAGGGCCGAUGCCUGGGAGGAGAAAGGUGAUGGUCCCGGGGCUCACGCUCCCCUCGAUCCCUAUCUACUGCUGACUGGCAGGAAAGAGCUUGCCAUGCAAGGGUAUAGACUGCCCCCCAUCCCCAUUUUUUCCUCUUUAAUUCUUUUUAAAAUACAAUUCUACAAAAAAUGUUCAUUUCAUUCCAUUAAAACAACAGUUAAAAGUGGCCCUGGCCCCACCAUGGAUGAAGCCCAUGGCGAGAGAACCAGGGGUGGGCAGGUAACUCGCGCCCCAUGAACCAGGAGGAGGCUGAGAAGCAGGCGGGCAAAAGGGGAUCCCCUUCAGCUCUCCAGGUUCGAAGCUGUGGAGUUCAGGACGCGGGAGCCCAGCUCAGAUUUGGAGGCCUUUGAAAGUCCGUGCUGCAGAAAGAGGAGAGAGGAGGGCCAGGUUGGGUUGGGGCAGCAACAAGCAUUUAUAACUUUAUUGUUGGGACGACAACUUCCAUCCCUUUUCAUUACAUUAUGUGACUCAAUUUGCGCUCCUGGGUUAUAAAUGUCAUUUCCUAAGGUUCUAUAAUUUUAAAAACAUAGAAAAAGUUUAUUAAACUGUAAACACAUCAUUUUUGUAGAAUAAACAUCUUGCAGUGCA